Molecule: messenger RNA, 495 nt
Organism: Cannabis sativa
Lineage: Eukaryota; Viridiplantae; Streptophyta; Magnoliopsida; Rosales; Cannabaceae
Exons: 2
Coding region: 1-495 (164 amino acids)
Source: RefSeq, a predicted model, not a curated record
AUGAAAUUCAAAAAAGGAGGUGAUGAGCUCAAGAUUGCAUUUAAUAGUGCAUCUAAAGCUUACAACAUAGAAGAUUUUGAAAAGAGCAUGCAAGACUUGGACAAUAUAGAUGUAAGAAUAAGAGAUUACUUGGUGAAUAAAAUUGGUGUCGAAAAGUGGACAAGACUAUAUGGCAUGAACAGGAGAUACAAAAUAAUGACAUCAAAUAUGGCCGAAUCAGUCAAUGCAGCCUUGAAAGCAGUAAGAGACCUACCCAUCUUAACUCUACUAGAAUGCCUACAUUCAUUGGUGCAAAGAUGGUAUUGGGAAAACAAGAAUAGAGCCCAAAAAACUACAACAACACUGGCAAAAAUACCUGAAAAAACAUUAAAGAAACAAAGAGAUAUGAGUUUAAAGUACAAGGUUGAAACAUCAAAUCUUCUGGUAUACCAAGUACACGACAACAACAGAUCUCACAUAGUAAACUUUGAGAACAAAACAUACAGCUGCCAAUGA